Messenger RNA from Ostertagia ostertagi, 1350 nucleotides. Lineage: Eukaryota; Metazoa; Nematoda; Chromadorea; Rhabditida; Trichostrongylidae. The record is from the annotation of a GenBank genome assembly.
AUGAAGCUCACAGCAUUGAAGGGAUCCUCCUCCAAAAUUGCAGUUACCAUCAUUCGCGAGGGAUUAUUGACAAAAUGUUCUCCGCUACCCCCUCCUUACUGGACGAGUGCCCAAUUUUAUGUUGUUUAUGUGAACUGUCUUUUGAAAAAUGAAAGUUCCAAGCAAGAACAAUGGAAGAUUGAAAAGGUCAAUCAAUGCAAAGCAGAAAGAUGGGAGACAUCACUGUUUGGGAAAGAAGGUAGUAUUUCAGUUCUCCACAAUUUGCAAGUGCGAUUCAUAGAGCGGGAAGCCAUCUACACCUAUUGCGGUAUUGUCCUCGUAGCCAUCAAUCCCUACGCCGACUGUCCAUACUUGUACGGUGAAGAAGUCAUUCAGGUCUACCGAGGUGUUGGAAAGCAAGUACGAGAAUUGGAUCCGCACAUAUACGCUGUGGCAGAGGAAGCAUUCUUUGAUUUGGCCGAAUUCAAGAAAUGUCAAUCCAUAAUCGUUAGUGGCGAAUCGGGAGCGGGAAAAACAGUGUCGGCGAAGUUUGUUAUGAAAUACUUCGCAUCUAUUGCUGGCCAUCGUGAUGGUUCUGCUGGCGUCGAAGACAGGGUACUCGCGACAAACCCGAUCAUGGAGGCCAUUGGUAAUGCCAAGACGAUCAGGCAAGUUUCCAGGAAUGACAACUCGUCUCGAUUUGGCAAGUUCAUCCAAAUUAAUUUUGAUGACAAGUUUACGAUAUCUGGAGCGGAAAUAAAAACCUACUUGCUCGAAAAAAGUCGGCUUGUUUUUCAGGCGCGUCAGGAGCGAAACUACCACAUUUUUUACCAGCUUUGUGCGGCUCGUGAUCAUCCACUGCUGCAGGAUUUUGCUCUCGGACCCAGUGACGUCUAUUGGUACACUGCGCAAGGCGGAGAUAGCAGAAUUCCUGGUGUUAACGAUAGGGAGGAUUUUGAAGAAACCGUGAAGGCUCUUGAUUUGCUCGGCUUUGACAGCGAGAAGCAGAGAUCCGUGUUUCGGAUACUUAAAGGUAUUCUGCUUCUUGGCAACAUAGAAUUCAGAGGCGAGGGAGACAGUUCCACAAUCUCGCCGAUGAACGCUGCUGAGAUUUCGCAGCUAUGUGCAGACUACAAAAUCGACGAAGCGCAGCUGCGGCUCUGGCUCACUGUACGAGAGAUCCGCGCGGCAGGAGAAACUGUCAGGAAAGGUCUUCAACCGCGUGAGGCUGUUCGAUCGCGUGAUGCCUUUGCUAAGUUACUCUAUGCGCAGUUGUUCUCAUGGUUCGUUCGUCACUUCAAUGACACCCUUAUGGAGAAGGAGAGGAAGAUUUCGCGCUAUAAGAGUUUUAUAGGAGUGCUUGAUAUCUAC